This is a messenger RNA of Orbicella faveolata, 2491 nucleotides long. Its product is annotated as meprin A subunit alpha-like. Gene Ontology annotation, cellular component: membrane. Lineage: Eukaryota; Metazoa; Cnidaria; Anthozoa; Scleractinia; Merulinidae. Gene Ontology annotation, molecular function: metalloendopeptidase activity; zinc ion binding. The record is from RefSeq and is a predicted model, not a curated record. Gene Ontology annotation, biological process: proteolysis.
GAUUCAGGAUAGUCAGCUAUGGCCCAGAAAGGCAGACAUUAAUUAAUUUUUGAAAUCUCUCAAAAUCGCAUGACGUGAUAAUGGUGAAGACAUAGGUAAAUACACGCACAAAUUAAGCGAAAAAAAAAAAUGAAUAUUUGAAAAUUAAUUAAAAUCACGAAAGGGCGAAAUAAACUAUAUCCAUGACAUGACAACAGUGUAAGUUGUUCGUUAUUAUUAUUUAUCAGCAAAUUUGACGAGGAGUUACGAAAUACGUCUGUUAUUGCACACUUGCAAUGACACUAACUAAUUGGUUACUUCCCUGGGUAAACGCGGUAACACCAUGAAAUAAAUCCCCAUAUCUUACAGGUCUUGUUUUUGUUUUUCUGUUUCAUGUCCCAGCAUGUACUGAUGCUUGAUGCGUUUUCCGCAAUCGGCAAAAGAGUAAACAUUCUUUGUGGAUGUCCAAUCUAGCCAGGCAACACAGCACUAUUGUAUUUUCCUAAAUGAUAUCUUUAGCUUCUCAAAAUCAAGUUAGCAACAUAUGCCGAAAUUACAUUCCGCUUAAACAAACAGUUUAGCUGUCAAAAUAUAUCUAUUUUGCAUCAGAGUUAAUAGCCUGUUAUCCAAGCCUCUGUUAAUCUCUUCCUGCGCUGGUUCCCUCUUCCUCUUUACUAGCUCAUGGGACCUUAACAUCUGUAGAGGAAACGAACUGUAUUGACCGGCAUUUGUGUUUUGAAACCUCAGCUUGACAAGCAAAGAUCACUUUCUACGUUUGCUCGGCCAUGGAAGGGAUCAAGAUUAUUGCUGUUAUCCUGCUCUGUGCUGUCCACUCGUUAUGCAGUCCCAUCGACAUACAUCAGUUGUCGAAUGGAGGAAAUAAUGUCAUGCAAGACGAUAAAGACCAACUUUCUGGUGAUGAUACAAUUUUGGAUCACAUCGUAAAAGUCAAUAAAGGUAAUGACGUAAACAUGUACGAGGCAGAUAUCAAGUUAAGUCCUGAUGAUAACGUCGAUUUAAGCAAUGACGGAGAUGUCGAUGGCGCACCGAUAUCUGUGAGACGGAAACGAAACGCUGCACGUGACCGGAAGAAGUUGUGGGUCACUCGUGUUAUUCCUUAUGCGUAUCACAGAGGCUUUCCAGAGAGCUUCAAAUCAACUAUUCAAGAAGCUAUAUCCGAAUUUGAAAACCGCACGUGUCUGAGAUUUGUCAAGAGGACCAACGAGCCUUUGUUUAUUCUAUUCAUUCACGAUAAAGGGUGCUGGUCAGCAGUUGGCCGUCAGUAUUGGAUGACAGGAAUUGGUCAGCAGCUGUCACUGGGCCCCGGUUGCAACCACAAAGGGACAAUAAUGCACGAACUUAUGCAUGCAACCGGUUUUUGGCAUGAACAGUCACGACCUGACAGAAAUCUAUAUGUGGAGGUCCUCUGGGAGAACAUAGAGCAAUAUGAAGACCAUAACUUUAACAAGUACAACCAUCGCGAUAUUGACCUGCUAAAGAUCCCGUAUGAUUUUGACUCCAUCAUGCACUACGGGCGUAAGAGUUUCAGCAAAAAUGGUAAGGACACCAUUCGGUCCAUACUGGAUCCCAACCGUCCCCUAGGACAAAGAGACGGAUUCACUGACUUGGAUGUUCAUGAGAUCAAUGUACUCUAUGACUGUGCAGCAAAUGGCAGCUGGAGUUCUUGGUCUGCAUUUGGUCCAUGCAGUACCUACUGCGAUAAAAUCCGACAACGUUUCUGCAGCUCCAGUGAUCCGAGCAACGACUGCCCUGGAGCGGAUCCGUAUGGAGUGCAAGUGGACCAAGUCAAGUGCGAUGUCAAAGAGUGUCAUGCUCCCAUCGAUGGUCACUGGGGCCGCUGGUCAUCAUGGGGUCUGUGUGACGCUAAAUGUGGAUUUGGAAAGCAAACCCGAACGAGGUCUUGUGACGACCCCCCGCCAAGGUAUCAAGGCAAACCGUGCGUUGGAAGUUCAAAGAGCUCGCAAGUGUGCAAGCUGAAGUCUUGUGGAAUUGGGCCCGAUGACUGUGAAUUUGACUUUGAUGGCAUGUGUCACUGGAAAAAUGAUCCAAAUAAUCCAUCAAACUUCAACUGGGAGCGAAACACUGGCAGCACCCUAUCAAGCAAGACAGGACCAUCCGGGGACCACACGUCAGGUUCAGGCCACUACCUAUUCGUGGAAACUAGUGGCAUUAGUGCAGGCGAGAAGGCGAAAUUACUCAGCCAAACCUUCCCAGCAACUGGAGGUCGAUGUCUGACAUUUUGGUACCACAUGUAUGGCGAAGGGAUGGGAGAGUUGAAUGUGUAUAUCAAGCCUGUCACGGGUAGCCUGAGGAAAGUUUGGUCCCUGUCCGGCGAUCAAGGAGAUCAGUGGAAAAUGGCUCAAGUUACUCUUAAUAGCAGUUCUUUAAAAUAUCAGGUGAAUUUACGGGACCCUGGAAAGUUUCGAUCAAAGUCCGAAAAUAUCGCACUUCUUUGCUGAAUUCGUGGGGAGGGGGGCCGGGACUACCAUAU